AUGGUUAUCAAGACAGAAUCCUUUGAAAAUCAUGUCCGAGAUCUGGAAGAGAUUUUCAAGCAAAUCCGAAAACAUAACAUGAGAUUAAACCCGGAGAAAUGUGUUUUUGGAGUUCAUGGAGGCAAAUUCUUGGGAUUCAUGAUCACUUGUAGAGGAAUUGAAGCAAAUCCUGACAAAUGUCAGGCGUUGAUCAACAUGAGAAGUCCCAAAAAUCACAAAGAGGUGCAGAGGUUGGCAGGAAGACUUGUUUCGCUAUCUCGGUUUAUUCCGAAGCUAGCAGAAAAGGCCAAGCCUAUCUUCCAUUUACUUAAAAAGCCAAAAGAAUUCUGCUGGAGUGACCAAUUGGCCGACAAUGCUCUUAGCGCAGCACUUGUACAAGAGAAUGACAAAAAACAAACUCUCAUUUACUUCAUCAGUCGGGUAUUACAAGACACCGAGAGGAGAUAUCAGACAAUAGAGAAGCUAGUCUUGGCAUUGGUAGUUUUAUCUCGCCAACUUCGCCCUUAUUUCCAAAGCCAUCAAAUUAUUGUGAAGUCGGAUUACCCCAUCAAGCAAAUAUUCAAAAAACCUGAUCUGGCUGGACGGAUGAUAGCUUGGUCAGUCGAGCUCUCUGAGUAUGGUAUAAAAUAUGAAAGCCGAGGACCAUUAAAAGCCCAAUGUCUGGCUGAUUUUGUUGCUGAGCUCACCCCUGUUCCACCUAUGGAUGAACAAAUCUGGACGCUACACGUAGAUGGAUCUUCUAAUGUGAAAGGCAGUGGUGUUGGCAUUAUUCUUGAAAGGCCAAACGACAUGAUGCUCGAACUUGCUAUAAAAUUUGAUUUCAAAGCUACUAAUAAUCAAGCUAAAUAUGAGGCUCUGUUAGCAGGUUUAACAUUGGCCAAAGAUGUUAGUGUAAAGAGAUUAAGAUGUUGCAGUGGUUCCAAGCUGAUUACCGAACAAGUAGGAGGUGGAUAUCAGACUAAAGAACCCCAACUUCAAAGGUACAAUCUUAUGGUAUCCCAACUAACGUCUUUUUUCGAUAAUUUCCAAAUGGAGCACAUCCCAAGAGCGCAGAAUGCAAGGGCCGACUUAUUAUCAAAGCUUGCUAGCACUAAGCGCCCUGGCCAACAUAAGAUCAUCAUUCAAGAAACAAUAGCUGCCCCUAGUUGCCAAGUUACAGCAAUUUUUGCCAACAAUUCAUACCAGCAAGGUUGGAUGGCCGACAUUUGGAAAUAUCUUAAAGAUGGGACCUUGCCAGAUAGUAAAGUAGAAGCUUCCAAAAUUAAAAACAAGUCACGCCACUUUACGAUUGAAGCGGAUGAGUUGUUCAAACGAGGCUUUUCCAUGCCUCUCCUCAAAUGCUUAGACACAGAUCAAGCCAACUAUGUAAUGAAUGAGAUCCACCGCGGAAUCUGUGGCAUGCAUUCCAGAGCUCGGUCCAUGGCUGCCAGAGUUAUCCGAGUUGGAUACUACUGGCCGACUAUGAGAUCGGACUUCAACAUGGCCCUUUGCCUGGUGGGAGAUGGAUAUUCUUGGUCCUUUUUCCAAUAG
This is a messenger RNA of Cajanus cajan (pigeon pea), 1530 nucleotides long. Lineage: Eukaryota; Viridiplantae; Streptophyta; Magnoliopsida; Fabales; Fabaceae. The record is from RefSeq and is a predicted model, not a curated record.